Mycena citricolor is the source of this 2851-nucleotide messenger RNA. Lineage: Eukaryota; Fungi; Basidiomycota; Agaricomycetes; Agaricales; Mycenaceae. The record is from the annotation of a GenBank genome assembly.
CGACAACCACGCCAACGUUGAAUGCCAUGGAUCACGCUUCAAGCCAUCUUUCAAACGCGCAACCAACGUUCCCUCGUUCACGUGCGUCCGAUCAAGACACGUUCUUCGCGAUAAGGCCAAUCUACCCCCCGAUUGUAUGUUGCCCUUGCUAUAAGCAGUCUUGGAGACUUUCGAUCCGUCCCUUUCUCGUCCCCCAACGGCUGCACGACUCAUCGGCCCGAGCACCCCACUCGCUGGAACCGUCGUUUCAGGUCCAAGCAGCCCACGAGUGCCCCGAAAAGGCAAGAACACAUAGAAGUCGAGAAGGGCGAGGAACGGUCCCAGAUUCGGAUCAUCAUCACGCCUGCUUCCAGCUUUUCGUCUAUAAGAUCAGCUGCAUUGAUUGGCGCGUGCGUGCCCCCGCCCUUUCUGUCUGCACCCGUUUCUCUCCUGUCUGUCUCUCUUCGCAUCUUACGACGGACCUCUCAGGCCAAGCAUGACGAUGGACACGACCAUGGCCGUGGAGCAGCCCAUCGAGCCACUGCGGGUAGCCAUUGUCGCCGGUGAGUGCGGCGCUAUUCGCGGUCUUGGCUUGGAAGCUAAGCUUGGACGCGAAGAGAACUUCUUGCCCAAGAUCGACGGGUCGACUGUCACCCUCGCGCACCUCCUGGAGCAUAUGCAGGCCGUCGGCAUCGAGGGCAUGCUCUUCGGGCCCGAGAGCGGGAUGGAGGAGUACGCCGGCGCGAAGUUGUUCGGGACCUACGGUGUUCCACUGAAAGUGUACCCUGGCCUCAAGAUCAAUUUCCUCUCCCCUAGCUUCAUCUCCGCGCUCCGUAACUUCGCUCCCCAUGUCAUUCAUUUGGUCGAUCCCAUCUGGCUCGGGGUACAGUCGCUCUUUGCCCUCCGCGCCCUAUUCCCCGAUACCCCAAUCGUGACCUCCCACCACACGAACCUGCCGACGUACGCUGCCAUCUUUGGAUACCCGUAUUUCCCGGCGCGGACAUGGAGCGUGCAGGCGUGGCUGCACUCUUUUGGACAAGCCGUGAUGGUGCCGAGUGCGAGCACCGGCAAGGGACUAGAGAGCUGGGGCUACACCGGCGUCAGAGUCGUCGGAAGAGGUGUCGAGACGGGUAUGUUCUCACCCACGUUCCGCUCGGCUGAUCUGCGAGCAUCGUGGGGCUGUACACCCUCCGUGUCAUCUUCGACCGCGGUGGAGAAGACUGUCAUCCUGUCCGUCGCGCGUAUCUCCCCGGAGAAGAACCUGUCGCUGAUCGUCGACGCGUUUGCCGCGCUCCCGCCCCGCGUGCGCCGGAACGCGAAGCUGGUGUUCGUCGGCGACGGCCCGUACGAGGGCGUGCUCCGCGCCCUGGCGGAGAGUCGCGGUCUGCGUGCGGCGUGCACCAAGAAUGGUGCCGGUGGUGCAGAGCAUGCCGAUGUCAUUUUCACCGGCCAACUCACCGGCCGUGCACUGAGCGAAGCAUUUGCGAGUGCGGAUGUCAUCUGUGCUCCCUCCCUCACAGAGACUUUUGGGCAAGUGACGCUGCAGGGCAUGGCAUCUGGGUUGCCUGUGGUUGGCUUGUACGCGGAGGGAACGGCCGAUGUGGUCACGCAUUUGCAAACUGGUCUCCUGCUUGACGUUUACGGGGCAGCCUCGGCGUCUUCUCCGUGGUCCCCCCUGUUCCCCUUGGACGAUGCCAAGGUGGCCCACUGGGGCAGUGCCGAUGCCCUGAUGCAAGAGGAUUCGGGUUCCCAAUCCUCCUCUGUCUACCUCGCCGGCCGUCCCUCCGUUGUCGGGCGGUUCGCGACGCUGAUGGAAGUGCUUAUCUGUGAACCCGAUAUGCGCCGAGAAAUGGGCCAGCGGGCCGCACAGCAGGCUUUGGCAUGGACCUGGGAGCGGUGCACGGGCAAAAUGGUGGAGGUCUACAUGGAGGUUGUGAAAGGAAGCAUAGCGGUCGAGGGCGGAGGUGUUUCGGUUCCCGUCGGGGAUCCACAAUUGUCCUCAGCCAAGCUUGGAUCGCUGAUCCCGGGAUCCGCGCUGCCCCGUGUGUUGACCCAUCGCCGUGGAUCAAGCUCGUCCGCCUCGAGUGUGUCGUCUCUGGUGUCGCCCGUGACGCCUCCGUUUUCGGCACUUGCCUCGCCGACGACAACAUACACAUCAGCUUCCGUGUAUCCCGUCUCGCUCCCGUCACCCAGCAGCUCGACCUCCGACCUUGCGUCCCCGGCACUGACGUACGCGUCCUCGGUGCUCUCCUCACCCAGUAUUGCCUCUCCGCUCUGCUCGCCUGCGAGUGCCAUCUGGUCCCCGGCGACGGUCUUUGCGAUGGCGGGAUACAGCAUCAAGGGCAAGGGCAGGGACCACCAGGAGUCGUCACUGGCCGAAUUCGCGCUCCCGCCUCCCGCUUUGAGCUUGGGGCAAGCACUUGCCCGGGUCGAGACGUCCGACUCAGCCAGGAGCACUGUUCCUGGUGGGCCGCUGGCGUCCAAAUCCCGCCCGUCUGGGGUGCGGCGGAGCCACCGUGUAGUCAAUGAUACAUGGACGCGGCUGGCGGUGGAUAUCUCCGUCGUGCUGCAGGCACUGGUCGGUGCGACGCUGACACAUGCGGCAUACAUGCUGCCCACCAUGUCGGAUGUGUUCGGCGGCCCGCGUCGGUGAGAGAGGAUAGAUUAUGGCUGGCCGCUAGAUGGCCGCCAUUCUGACGGGAUUCAUGACUUUUUUUUCUUAUCCAUGCUAAUGAACGAGUUCUUUCCCUUGCAUGCAUGUCCAUUCUCUGCUCCCUGUUCCCAUGCAUCCAUGUUACAGUGGCAUAUAUUUAUAUGCGCUUUGUUGUAUCUCUAGUAGUUUUAAUGGAUUCCAAGUGUUGUAGACGCAGAA